AUGAGGUGUGAGAGACCUGAGAACGAACGGAGCAAAACCCAAAGGCUCGCCACCAAACAGAAGAAAACCCUUACCCUUCUUCGUUUUCUUCCCCAUUUUUCUUCCUACUAUCGCCGUAAAGGAUUUUCAAAGGCGGUAGCGGCGGCGAUGGCGGAUCUUCUACCACCACUUGUGACGGCACAAAUCGAUGCUAAGACUAAAGUCGAUGAGAAAGUUGACUACUCGAAUCUCCCCUGCCCUGUUCCCUAUGAGGAAAUUCACCGUGAAGCUAUGAUGUCUUUAAAGGCAGAAAAUUUUGAGGGCUUACGCUUUGACUUUACCAAGGCUUUGAACCAAAAGUUUUCUCUCAGUCACAGGGUUAUGACUGAUGGUAGACUAAAUGCGAGAGUGAAAGCUGAUAUAACUGAGAAGUUGGUCUUGAAAGCGAAUGCUCUGCUGACAAAUGAGCAACAUAUGUCGCAUGCAAUGUUCAACUUUGAUUACAUGGGACAAGACUACAGAGCCCAGCUUCAACUUGGGAACAGUGCUCUAGUUGGAGCAACCUAUAUCCAGAGUGUGACACCCCGUCUAUCUUUGGGUGGGGAAGUUUUUUGGGCUGGUGUGCCUCGGAAGUCAGGAAUAGGUUAUGCUGCAAGAUACGAAACUGAUAAGAUGGUCGCCUCUGCUCAAGUUGCUAGCACUGGUAUCGUAGUUAUGAACUAUGUUCAGAAGAUUUCCGAGAAGGUUUCUCUCGCCACUGAUUUCAUGUACAACUACUUUUCAAGAGAUGCUACAGCUACUGUUGGGUAUGACUACAUCCUCAGACAGUCUCGUGUACGUGGAAAGAUCGAUUCCAAUGGUGUAACAUCCGCUCUCCUUGAAGAAAGAUUGAGUAUGGGACUCAAUUUUCUUCUAUCUGCAGAGCUCGAUCAUAAGAAGAAGGACUACAAGUUUGGGUUUGGAUUAACAGUCGGAUAAUAAAGAAAAAAAAAACAGCAUAAAGCCGCACGCAAUAUGCCUGGCUCUAUACACGCAGAGCAGAUUGCAACAGCGGUUUCAGCAGCGGUUAAAUUUAUUAUAUUUCCCUCCCAAGAUUUCAGUUUAGGCCUUUUUCGUCGGCAAAAGUUCGGAAGUUGAACAAAAAACAAAAGGGUAAUGUUGUGUUGUUUUUUUUUUGAGGUUUUAGGGUUUGUCUCCAAGAACAUCCAAAAACAAAGGAGGUUUUGUUUUAACUUCCUUGCUUUAGGUCUCGUAAACUUGCCGAGAGGUGUAUCAUUUCCUUUCCAUUAAAAGAAAUCGAAAACCUUUUUUCCUCAUUCGGUACCAAAUUCUGGAAAAUCGGAAGGAUUCAGUUUAUAAAAAUUGAACUACAUAUGGC
Messenger RNA from Thlaspi arvense, 1357 nucleotides. The record is from the annotation of a GenBank genome assembly. Lineage: Eukaryota; Viridiplantae; Streptophyta; Magnoliopsida; Brassicales; Brassicaceae.